Lolium perenne is the source of this 1263-nucleotide messenger RNA. Its product is annotated as GRF-interacting factor 10. Gene Ontology annotation, biological process: DNA-templated transcription; regulation of DNA-templated transcription; developmental process. The record is from RefSeq and is a predicted model, not a curated record. Gene Ontology annotation, molecular function: ATP binding. NCBI's taxonomy places the organism in Eukaryota, Viridiplantae, Streptophyta, Magnoliopsida, Poales, Poaceae. Gene Ontology annotation, cellular component: nucleus.
CCCACACCUGAUAACACCACAGCCCCCAUCUUUUUCCCAAACUGCACGCCCCUCUCCUCCUCCUUCCUCCCCCGUCAAAGCGAGAGCUCCGUAUCGCCGGCCUUUCCCUUCCCCGUCCGAUCCAAUCCCAAAGAUACCUUUUGUCCUCUUCACUCGCGCCGCCCUUUUGCGACCAUGGCGGCGGAGGGGGAGGACAAGAAGGAUACCAAUCCUGUAGGAGGCGUAGGCGGCGGCGGCGGGAACACCCUGGAGGCGGCGGAGGAGGCGAUGCUGCAGGCGGGAGGGCAAGUAACCGGCCAAGAAUUGGAGGGCGAGGCGGAGGAGAGCGCAGAUCGAGAGGGAAACGGCGGCGACGCGGGGAAGGAAGAUAGCGGGUGUAAAGAUCUGGUCAUAGUAGAGGAGGACUCUGUUCUGGUCGAGGAUCCAGAGGAAGCCGCAGCAACAGCAGCACUUCAGGAAGAAAUGAGACUGCUUGUCGCAUCUGUUCCUGAAGGUGCUGGGGCGUCGUUUACUGCGAUGCAGUUGCAGGAGCUAGAGCAGCAGUCUCGGGUCUACCAAUAUAUGGCUGCCCGUGUGCCAGUGCCUACCCAUCUCGUCUUCCCCAUCUGGAAGAGCGUUACUGGUGCAUCCUCUGAAGGCGCUCAGAAUUACCCUACUUUGAUGGGGUUGGCAACACUUUGCUUGGACUUUGGAAAGACCCCAGAACCAGAACCAGGGAGGUGCCGGCGAACCGAUGGAAAAAAGUGGCGGUGCUGGAGAAAAACUAUUCCAAAUGAGAAAUACUGUGAACGUCAUAUGCACCGUGGUCGCAAGCGUCCCGUGCAGCUUGUUGUCGAGGAUGAUGAGCCUGAUUCAGGGUCAAAAACCGCGUCCGGCAAGAUAGCGGAAGGUGGCAAGAAGACUGACGACAAGGGAUCGAGUAGCAAGAAGCUUGCGGUGACAGCACCAGCUGCUGUGGAGUCUGCAUGAUUGGUGCAGCAUUUAGAAGGUGCAAGAAGAGUGUAACUGUCCUGGCAACUAGAGUUAAGACUGUAGUCUUGUCUAGCUAUAACCUCAUGAAGCAAGCAAAAUGCCUGUGGGAAGAAGCCACAAAAACCCCUGUUUAGCUGUCACUGAAAAAUUCAGUUUAGGUGUAUAGUUUGAAUUAGCUUUGUCGUGCCUUCAGCCUUCGGGCAGGCGAUGCGGCAUGAUUGGAUAAAUUCCCCCUUACUGAUAAGUUGCAUUGUGACUCAGAGAAACCAAUGGAAGAAUUUGUUAAGACUA